Messenger RNA from Eruca vesicaria subsp. sativa (arugula), 636 nucleotides. NCBI's taxonomy places the organism in Eukaryota, Viridiplantae, Streptophyta, Magnoliopsida, Brassicales, Brassicaceae. The record is from the annotation of a GenBank genome assembly.
AUGGAAGUUAUGUCUAAGGUUGGCUGCGAAUUGGCUGCUGCUUCUUCAGUCAACAAGAUAGAGAUAGUUAAAGUUGAAACGCUCACAAUACGUGGGAUUGCUGCCUUCAUCAACCGUGAGCCAGCUAAGAUUACCUACUUUGACUGCAUUUCCACAUUCUAUGAUGUCAAGCUUGGCACUGAGUGGUAUUACAUUGCUUGCAAGGAUUGUCAAACAAAGUUAAACCAGGGACCUACAACUUUCAAAUGUCCAAAAUGCAGAAAUGAAAAUGCUACAUCAAUAGCUAAUUUCUGGGUGGAAUUAUCCGUCUAUGAUAAUGAGGAGCAGUCCAUGUUCAUCAUUCUUGGAGAUGCUGGGAAAGAGCUGACAGGCAGAAGAGCAACAGAGCUAAUCGAUAAAUAUGCUGAGAAAAAUGGUGGCGAUGGUGCUGAGCAUGAGGUCCCACUACCACAAUGUUUCAUUGAUACCAUAGUACAAACACACAAAUUCAGGAUCAAGGUGGCCCACUUCAAUUUCACAUCGAAGAUGUCCUUGACUAUUACAAAAUUAGUCUCCCAGCAGUCCUACCUCCUAAAGACCGACCAGCUGAAAUGCCAGCUCUGCCUCCAGCCAGUGAGGUGGAUAUAUCAGUGGUGA